AAAAAAUGCCAAGGUCUUUCCUGGUUAAAAAGGUCAAGCUCGAUGAUUUUUCAUCUGCUGAUCUCGAACGCUCCUAUGGUAAAUCCAGGACAGAUCUCAGCGUAAGACUACACGAAAAAGGAUACAUCAACGACUACAUCACCCCAUCUGUCUAUGAUGGAGAGAAUGACAGUGCCAUUAAAGUGCCCUCUCCUGAGCCCAUCUACAGUGAUGUGCAUGGAGAUUACAGAGCCCUGGACUCAGACCAGCCAGACAGCCCCCAGUCGGAGAUCACAUCUGGUUACAUCAAUGGAGACAAUGCCGUGAGUGAAGGUUACACAGUAGAUGCCUUCUUCAUCACGGAUGGAAGGUCAAGGAGGAAAGUCAUCAGCAGCCCCAGGACCAUCCAGCGCCAUACUUGCAAUGAGUGUGGAAAGACCUACGCCACGUCUUCCAACUUGAGCCGGCACAAGCAAACCCACCGCAGCAUGGACAGCAAGAUGGCCAAGAAGUGCCACACCUGCGGAAAGGUCUAUGUGUCCAUGCCAGCCAUGGCCAUGCACUUACUGACCCAUGACCUCAAGCACAAGUGUGAUAUCUGUGGCAAAGCCUUCAGCAGACCGUGGCUGCUGCAGGGUCACAUGAGGUCACACACGGGUGAGAAGCCAUUCGGAUGUGCCCACUGCGGGAAGGCGUUUGCUGACCGCUCCAACCUCCGCGCCCACAUGCAGACUCACUCUGCUUUCAAGCACUACAAAUGCAAGAGAUGCAACAAGACCUUUGCCCUCAAGUCCUACCUAAACAAGCACUAUGAAUCUGCCUGUUUUAAGGGCACAUUCUCGCCUUUGAGUACACUCGAAGAUUGACUUCCAUAUUUAAGACCCUCUUCUUCAUCUUCUUUGACCUGAUAAUAGCACAUUCUCCUCUAUUUCUUCGUCUUCUUCUUCUUCUUUGACCUGAUAAUAGCACAUUUAUCUAUUUCUUCUACAAUAAUGAAAUGAAGAGGAAAAAAAACUCCUUGGAUUUCUACGCAUGUACUUUAGAAAGACAGAAAAACUUUAUAACCUAAAAUAUCACAUUGUUUUGCUGAAACUCAGUGAAGACAUUAAAAUGUGUCUUUUAUUUGUCAAAAAGGUCAAACCUUUUAUGAUUGGAUGAUAUUGUACUGCUGCCAGUGGCCAUAAAGAAGUUAACCUUCGAGGUAAAACAUUAUUUAUUUAUUUAUUUAUUUAAAGUAUGUAUUACUGAUUUCUCUAAACUUUUCAUUUGCAUUUUUAAGUUAUUUUGCUAAUCCUUCUUCAUUAAUAUGCCAAAGCAUUUGCCACUUUCUGCAGAUUUUUUUAGACUUUCUGUUGAUACCUUUUUUGAUGUUAUUGCAUGCACAGAAGUAUUACACCUAUGCCAAUUAUACAAAGCUUUUGAUUUUGCCAAAAUCUAGAUAGUAUCUGAGGGCAAUAUUUCGUAUAGGAACUAUAGAGCAAUAAUGAUGUAAUGCAUGGUACUUUAUAAAUACAAAAAUAGUAUAAGGGUUCAAAUAAAUCAGGUAUGGUUUAAUCCAGUAUUCGUGUUAGUCAUACAGAGAACCAAUUUCAGGGAAAAUGCCAAUGUAGUGAAGUAAGAUACAUGAUUAAAAACCUUCCUGUCGUCCAUAGUAUGCACUGCCUGCCUCUAAUCUAACGUAGUUUUAGGAUGUAGGCUUGUGGUGCUGAUUGGUCAGCUCCAAGCAGUUCAGAUCAUUUCUUUAAACCUGUGGAACGUCCACCCAGGCAAAAAAGUUGGCACCUCCCAUCAUUUCACCCAAUAAGGAGAGGUAGGGCUAGAAUACCACAUCCAUGCAAGACCGAGCCAAGACUAUCUGCACUGUAUUCAGACAUAAACAGCACAAGUUGCCCAAGAGCAAAAGAUGCCUUGUUUUUAGCCACGUGGAGGUCCCACAGUUUUGUCUUUUAAAGAACUUAAUUUUAGAUUUCCAACUUUUAAAAACAGUAGCACAACAACCUUAUAGAUUCAGGUAGAAGGAACUUGUACUAGCUAGACCUCUGUUUUUGUACUUAGAAAAAAGGAACAACUGUUUAUUGCAAGAAGCCGUGUAAAUAAUACUUUGGAACUUAACAAGAUUUUUACAACUGUAAAGAAUCUAAUACCGUUAUGUCUGGAGAUUUUUUUCCUGGGAUUUUUCGAGCCAGUAUUUGAAUGAUCGAAGCACAA
Messenger RNA from Polyodon spathula (Mississippi paddlefish), 2187 nucleotides. RefSeq names its product transcriptional repressor scratch 1-like. Bases 6 to 845 code for a protein of 279 amino acids. Gene Ontology annotation, molecular function: DNA-binding transcription factor activity, RNA polymerase II-specific; RNA polymerase II cis-regulatory region sequence-specific DNA binding. NCBI's taxonomy places the organism in Eukaryota, Metazoa, Chordata, Actinopteri, Acipenseriformes, Polyodontidae. The transcript is spliced from 2 exons. Gene Ontology annotation, biological process: regulation of DNA-templated transcription. The record is from RefSeq and is a predicted model, not a curated record.